AUGGUUACUAUGAAUUCAAAUGAGAAGGCUGCUCCAAAGGCCUGCCAGCAGGGGUCUUCAAGAGAUGUAACUAAGUCAAGCAAAGAAGAGAAAGAGAAUGAAAAGAAAGAAAGAAAAGAGAGGGAGAAUCUCAUAGCUAAUUUGCCUCCAAGCGUGCAGGCUUUGAUGGCAACAAUACCAUCACCGGAGGAGUCGCCCAACUAUCUUGCUUAUAAAAAGAUGGAAGCAAUCAUUGAGAAAAUGCAAGACGAGAAUACUGGUGUUCCAGUCAGGACUGUCAAAAGUUUUAUGAGCAAAAUACCUUCGGUCUUCACUGGAUCAGAGCUGGUAGCUUGGCUGGGCCGACAUCUGAACUUGGAAGACAGCUGGGAAGCAUUGCAUCUGUCUCAUCUACUGGCUGCACAUGGCUAUCUCUUUCCAAUAGACGACCACUGCUUGACUGUUAAGAAUGAUAACACAUAUUAUCGAUUUCAAACUCCAUAUUUUUGGCCAUCAAACCAAUGGGAACCGGAAAAUACUGAUUAUGCCGUAUACCUCUGUAAGCGCACUAUGCAGAACAAAGCACGCCUGGAAUUGGCAGACUACGAAGCGGAGUCCUUGGCGCGGCUCCAGAAGAUGUUCAGCAGGAAGUGGGAGUUCAUCUUCAUGCAGGCUGAAGCACAGAGUAAGGUUGACAAGAAGAGGGAUAAACUUGAAAGGAAAGUGCUGGACAGCCAGGAGCGGGCAUUCUGGGACCUGCAUAGACCUAUGCCGGGCUGUGUGAAUACUACAGAGCUCGACCCGAAGAAGUUGUCCAGGAUUAAUGCCUUGAAGCAGAAGCGGCUGCAGCAGUGCCAGGAGUUGAUAAUGCAACACAAUCUUAAAAACAAUCCAAUAGUGACGAUAACAAAUGCGCAAGAGAGCGAAGAAGAGAUUCAAAAGAAUUCGGAGAUUGUAAAGGAAAAUGGCGAAUGCUCCCGCACCGAACUGGCAACACUGGAGGACGAUAAGCCGAGUAUAGAAUCGCAGAUCGAAGCGGCGAAAAGGCAAGUGGCUGUGCUGAAGGCGAGACUGGAAAGAAGGAAUGUACGAGUCAGCAAGGUGGCUGAGAUGUUCAUAUCUUACUGCGAGCAGUACGGCGAGUACGAUGCCUUCCUCACACCACCCGAAUGGCCGAACCCCUGGAUAAGCGAUACGACGGAGUUGUGGGACCAGGAGAAACAGUGCAAAGAACCGCUUCCGUUGCGGCGCGUGCGUCGCUGGUCGUUCAGUCUCCGCGAAUUGCUGCGCGACCCCCCCGGAAGGGAACACUUCGCCAAGUUCCUCAGCAAGGAAUUCAGUGGGGAGAAUCUUAAAUUCUGGUUGGCGGUGCAGGAUUUGAAGGCGUUACCCAUAUGUCGUGUCGCGUCGUGCGCAAAAGACAUAUGGAAGGAGUUCUUGGACUCGAACGCGCCGUCGCCGGUCAAUAUCGACGCCGCGAGCAGGGAACUAACUCGAGUCAGAGUCGAGUCUGGGAAACCGGAUCGUUACUGCUUCGAUCAGGCGCAGGCCCACGUGUAUCACCUAAUGAAAUCUGACAGUUACUCGCGGUACUUACGCUCGGAGAUGUACAAGGACAUCUUGAAUGGUUCCAAGAAAAAGACAUCAGUAAAAGGCAUAAGGUCUAUCGUCUCGUUCACCGGAAGGAAGGAAACGUCAUCAAAUUAA
Leptosia nina is the source of this 1686-nucleotide messenger RNA. NCBI's taxonomy places the organism in Eukaryota, Metazoa, Arthropoda, Insecta, Lepidoptera, Pieridae. The record is from the annotation of a GenBank genome assembly.